AUGCCUCGACAAAAAACACGCAAUAAUACGACCUUAUCAUGCUUCUAUUGUCGACAGAGACAUGAAAAAUGCGAAAGACCUCAUGGGGAAGACAUCUGUACAAACUGUAGAGAACGCAAUCGGCUCUGUGUUUUUAUUCCUGGUAACAAACGUGGUCCAAAGCCGCGAAUGCAAAAUACUGGGCUUGCAAACCUCCAGGCUUUUUCAAAUUUUAAUCCUUAUACACCUGGCAUCGAAAAUAGUUCACACCCUGUAUCAAGAGCAUCUUACACUCAAUCUCAACACACGAACGGUAUUGAGUGCUAUUCAUUUCCCACACCAGAAGUUUACAUCCAGUAUCAAUUCACGCCUAGUACCGAGAGCUAUUCACGCCUGGCACCAGGAGUUUACAACCAGUAUCAAGAGCCACUUACACAAAGUAACUCGGGCAGCUUAUAUCCAGUAUUGGGGACUACUGAAGUACUCCAAAAUAUGUUCAUUAAUCAACCCUCCUUAACAUCUUCCUCUUUUACCCACGAAGAACCCACGCUAAAUAUUGAUCCUUCAACUAUUGAUCCUUCAACUAUUAUUGAUCCUUCAACUAUUAUUGAUCCUUCAACUAUUAUUGAUCCUUCAACUAUUGAUCCUUCAACUAUUAUUGAUCCUUCAACUAUUAUUGAUCCUUUAACUAUUGAUCCUUCAACUAUUAUUGAUCCUUCAACUAUUAUUGAUCCUUCAACUAUUAUUGAUCCUUCAACUAUUAUUGAUCCUUCAACUAUUAUUGAUCAACUAUUAUUGAUCCUUCAACUAUUAUUGAUCAAGUAUUAUUAA
This is a messenger RNA of Cetraspora pellucida, 810 nucleotides long. NCBI's taxonomy places the organism in Eukaryota, Fungi, Glomeromycota, Glomeromycetes, Diversisporales, Gigasporaceae. The record is from the annotation of a GenBank genome assembly.